Molecule: messenger RNA, 2100 nt
Organism: Closterium sp. NIES-65
Lineage: Eukaryota; Viridiplantae; Streptophyta; Zygnematophyceae; Desmidiales; Closteriaceae
Source: the annotation of a GenBank genome assembly
AUGGAGUUCCGAGGCUUUUCAGAGUCCAGCCAAAGACUACAGCCGCAAGUCGUGCUGCAUACUAUAUCUGAUGACGGGCUGUGGUUCAAAUUAGCUCCUGAAGAAGGUUGUGAGGCGAGUUGGCAUGAGCUGGAUUUAAUCCACAGCUCAUGUGUGACAGAUGCCAAGACUGCUGUCGUGUCAAUCGGAGGCGGAUUCGAGGUGCACUUGGUUGCUAUGUUAGGCAAUCGCCAGGAGCAUCGUAAGAACCACAGACCGUGCUUCUGGGGAUUUCUCGUGAAGGAAGGCCAGUUCUCGGCCUGCUUGAAGAUGUUGAACCUCCGCUGCCUUGCUGUGGUCUUCGACCUCGAUGAAACUCUCUUUGUCGCCAAUACAAUGAAAUCAUUUGAAGACAAGAUCGGUGUGCUGAGGCAACGGCUAGCAGCGAACAGUGAUCCGCAACUGGCUAAGCUUUUGGCAGCUGAGCUGGGUCGCUACGAGGAGGACAGGCAGAUCCUCCUUCAAUACUACGAUACCAACGCUGUCAUGCUUGACGGGAAGUGCUACGUGGCUCAGCCUGAAGCCGUGACACCAGUGGAGGGGCAAUCUCUUCCUGCCACUCGGCCUGUCCUCAGGCUCCCACACCAAAACAUUGUUCUAACAAGAAUCUUUCCAGAGAAUCGGGACACUAGUGUGCUUGUCAGAAUGCGGCCAUCCUGGGAAGAUUUGCGGAGUUAUUUUUCCACCAAGGGACGGAAGCGGUUUGAGGCCUUCGUGUGCACAAUGGCAGAGAAGCAGUACGCUUUGGAAAUGUGGAGGCUGCUUGAUCCUGAAGGAAAGCUUAUUCAACCGAAGGAGCUGUCAGCCCGUAUCAUCUCAGUCAAAGCUGGCACAUUCAAAUCACUACAAAAGGUGUUCCACAGGAACGAUUGUGAUCCAAGAAUGGCAGUCAUUAUUGAUGACAGAAUGAAUGUCUGGGAGGAAAGGGACCAGCCACGUGUCCACCUUGUUCAACCUUUUGCUCCGUAUGCAGCACCCCUGGCUGAGGUCAAUCUGGCUGUUCCUGUCUUGGUCCAUGCCAGGAACGUGAUUUGCUAUGUUCGAACUGACUUUUACAGGGCAAUCGAUGACUACUUGAGCCAAGGAUUGGCAAGCAUGUCCCACGAUGCUGAGUUGCAUCAGCUCCCACCAGUUCCUGACACGGCAAUAUUUGUGAAAGGUGCUCCAGUGGACAAUGGGGCAAUAGAGUCCAAGGAGCAGCAACAGUGGGUUUUCCAGUAUCCUGGAGAGAAGCCACUUGCUCAACCAGGUGCACAAUUGGAUGUACCUGACAGAGGUGCUCCUCGUUUUGGGGGUCCUCAUCUAGAGAGAGUGCAAGGAAGUUUGGUCCCAUCAGCAGCGGCUCAGCCACCAGGGCCUUACGAUGAUUCAGAGGACUUGCCUUUGUGGCAACCAGAAGCAGUUGCACCAACUGAGCCUCGAAAUGCACAGUCCAACCAGUUACCGGCUGCAGAUGUCUUGUCAGGUACUGCAAGAGAUGGUAACGCAGGUGAAGUUCCAGCGAAACCUCAAUCCGAGGAGGUGGAGGAAGGGGAGCUUUCAGACAGAGAAGAUUUGCCUUCUGAAUCAAAGAAGGAAGAGUCAGAAACAGAUUUGGAGUUGGAGCGGCGUCGACGGAUGCUUAUUUUGCAGCACGGAAUGGAUCCCGUGCUGGCUUCUCCAAGCAUUUCACUUCCUCCAGGCUUCACGUUGCCUGGAUCGUCAGCCUCUCCAGUUAUUCUACCACAGCCCCCACCGCAAAUGCCUCCUCUCUGUGACUUGUCCAGUGGUCCGUCUAUUGUACCUCCACAAGCUUCUGUGCCGCCUACAGUUGCUGCACCAUCUCCUAGACCAUUUCUGAUGUGGGAGGUCAAACCUUUAGUUGAACCAUCCAGUCUUGUGAAGGCUGUUUCUGGGGAGAGCGUCAGAAUACAAGAUGAGAGCCCUGCUAUCAGCCCUCCUGGGUUUGGCCCUCCAGGGUUCACCACUCUCGGUUCCCGUGCACAGACUCGUGAUCCACCGCUGAUCAGCUCACCAUCUAAAAAGGCCGUGCUGGCGUCCAUGAAACGGGUGAGCAGCUAA